GCUUUGUUCUCUAAGGGUCCGUGUGGUGUGAGCUUAGCGCGUAGUUUGUACACGCCCGCCGAAUCACCGAGAUGUACAAGUUGCAGAAGCUCUGGGUCCUUAUGUGUCUGGCCCUUGUUGGCUGCCAGGGCUUUGGCCAGUUCCACAUGAAGCACUACCAGAUGCAGCGCAACUACAACGCCCAGGAGGACUCCGGGGAGAACGACAACAGCGUGCUGCGAACCUUCCGCCGCUGCAUGUGGGAGCAAUCAAAGUUCCUGCCCCGUCGUCUGGUCCUGCUCAGCCUGUGCUCCAAUCUUUUUUGCGAAAACAACCACAUAAUUCCCCGCUCCAGGUCUAUUUUCGUAGUGGAAAAAAUGUCUAGACCGAAUGACUGCCUGGACAUUUUGCCCGACCAGUGUGAGCAGGGCAAUGAGGAGGAGCUCAUGUACAAGCCCUUCCCCGACUGCUGUCCCGUGUACUGCAAUCUGAAGCGGCGAAUGCAGCGUCUUCGCACCAUGCACCUUCGCCACCGCGUGCUACGCAACAUGCAGGAAGGAUCCAUUAGCGGAGGCGGCUCGGGAGGCGACGGCCCCGUCAACUCCCUCCUCAGCGAGUUUGUCUACAACAACUAUUAGAUCAUCGAGUUACUCUGCGAUUUAUGAAACUGUAUACUUAGAUCUUUGAAUUAUAGGCAUUUUGUCUUAAAGGCCC
Drosophila subobscura is the source of this 693-nucleotide messenger RNA. RefSeq lists its product as uncharacterized. The coding region runs from base 72 to 617 and encodes 181 amino acids. Lineage: Eukaryota; Metazoa; Arthropoda; Insecta; Diptera; Drosophilidae. The transcript has 3 exons. The record is from RefSeq and is a predicted model, not a curated record.